Ananas comosus (pineapple) is the source of this 1122-nucleotide messenger RNA. RefSeq names its product pentatricopeptide repeat-containing protein At1g62350. NCBI's taxonomy places the organism in Eukaryota, Viridiplantae, Streptophyta, Magnoliopsida, Poales, Bromeliaceae. Gene Ontology annotation, molecular function: protein binding. The coding region runs from base 218 to 940 and encodes 240 amino acids. The record is from RefSeq and is a predicted model, not a curated record. The transcript has 2 exons.
CAUGAAAGUUCGGGAACUCAAAAAUCACACGCGGCUCUAGGUUUGAGAGCGAAAUGAUACGGUUGAUCCGGUGGGACUUUAAAAUCCCCUCCCCGUCCGUCGACUCUCCGGUGUCGACACGCCCUCUCUUUUUUCCUGUCCUUCCUCGCCGCCCAGCUGUUAAAACCAGAUCUAACCAGUUAACCGAAACAUAUUACACCUCUGACCGCCACCACCAAUGAUCCGCUGCGUUUCCCUACUUCUAAGCUCAUCUCCCCACAUCUACCUCGCCAAAACCCUAAUCCUCAACCCGUGCAUAUCCCUCCGCAGCUACUCUUCGUCGUCGUUUCCCUCUUCGUUGGCUUCGAGCCCUAGCCUCUCGAUAUGGCGGCGGAAGAAGGACAUGGGGAAGGAGGGGCUCUUCGUGGUGCAGCAGCUGAAGCGCCUUGCUGCCUCCUCCCAUGGCGGGGCAAGGCUUGAGCAAUUCAUGCGAUCCCACGUCUCCCGCCUCCUCCGCACCGAUCUCCUUGCCGUCCUUGCCGAGUUCCAGCGCCAGGAUAACGUCCCGCUCUCCAUGAAGAUAUAUGGUGUCGUUCGGAAGGAAAUAUGGUACCAUCCUGAUAUGUACUUAUACAGAGACAUGCUCAUGAUGCUUGCUAGAAACAAGAUGAUUGAAGGGGCAAGACAAGUUUGGAUGGAUCUGCGGUCUGAAGAUGUGCGAUUUGAUCAACACACUUAUGGUGACAUUGUUCGCGCCUUUUGUGACGGGGGAUUGCUCGAUUUAGGGAUGGAAUUUUACAAUGACAUGAGGAGUUCUUCUGAUCCUCCCCUCUCGCUUCCGUUUCGGGUUAUCUUGAAGGGCCUCAUACCAUUCCCUGAAUUGAGAGAAAAAGUGAAACAGGAUUUCUUGGAGCUUUUUCCCGAUAUGAUAGUUUAUGACCCCCCAGACGACUUGCUAUGAGUCAAGAUGAGCAUUGUGCAGGUGCUCAAGUAAAGUAACUAAAUUAUAAACUUGGCAGGUUUAAUUUAUUUGUUUAAAUGAUGUAUGUUUUAAUGGGGACAUUUAAGAAAUAAUAAUGGAAGUAUUGAUGAUAUUCUUGCCGUUUCAUCGUUUUAUCAAUCUAUAAUCUAUUUGCAGUGCAA